UUAGCCAGUUCCGAUAGGGGGGGAUAGUGAAUAAUAAGUCGGCAUAGUGUAGAGUACUUGCGCACUGAAAUAGUCAACAGAAAAGCUCAGGGAACCAACUUCGAACUGGCGACAGAGGAGAAAAUGCGUCUUGACUACAGAAGUAAGCGUGUCUUAUUAAUUGUGAAAUAAAUAGAACGUAUCCGAGUGCAUGAUUUUCUCUGUCCUCUGUCUGUGAAAGUUUUCACCAGUAACAAUGUAUAGACCUGGUGAUGUGGGAUUGCACUGCAGAUCCGGAGUAUGAUAAAGAACAACAUGGCAACGGCUUAAUAAUAGACGAACAGCUUCAAUUUCACCGGAUAUAAUACAGAAACAGAAACAGAAAAUCUGAAAAACCUUACCAUUUUUAAACGCUCAGUCGUUUUCAACAACAACGCUGGAAAGCUGGAUUUUGCAGUAGCCAGUAUAUGCGUAGCUGGAGCGACGCUGCGUUCAUUGAGCUCUUCCCUGCGGGCUACACAUAAUAACGCCAGGGACUGAGUGGUAUUCAUUCGGUUAUGCACAACGCACAGCAUUGCAUCCAGGAAAUAAAAAUAUCAAGAUUUCUAUUUGAAAUCAAGAGGGAAGCGUUGAAAAGUAAGGUUUUGCGUCUGUGUAUAAUGAUUCGUAUGUUAAAACCUUCUCCAUAUACAGACGCAGCCAUGGCACGGAUUCCGGCACACGAUUUUCUUCCCACAAGAAUGAAUAUUGUAGAAUUAUCUAAAUUUACGACCGAGAGUGACAGGUACAGCACAGGAGAUAAAGCUUAAGGAUGUGUUGCCCUGGACUGGUCUGAAUAAACGUACAGUAAGGCUGAUUUGGCAUACGUUGUUUUUGCUCUAUAGAAAGUAGCCUACAGUUAAUGAUUGUGAAUUUCGCUUUUUGAGAGUGCGAUGUGGUCAGCAUUGUCCUGUCACACUACAAACGGUUACCUGAAAGGUAGUUUACGGCUUGAUUUAGUAUAACAGGGACUGCUUUGAGAAUUGGACAACGAUUCUAUUUUGAUGAAAUUUUCUGCUGAUAAAGUCUUCAUUCAUAAUAACUGGAUGUAGCGACACUAUCGACUGUGUUUACAAUGUGUGCCCCCGCACGCGCCAACGGGAAUGGAGAAGAGAUCUACGAUGCGCCGGGUAUGCCCGCAUCCCGGUGUGCAAUUCAUUUAUAACUAAUCAUUUCAUGUAUGGAUUUUAUUCUACUUAAGUAUUGAUCUGAGGUGGAAGUAAACAUUGCAUUGGCCCAGAAUGACGGGCAACGGUCCCACCAUUGUGUACGAAUGGCUUAAGACACUUCAGCUUUGUCAGUAUGCGGAAUCAUUCGUUGACAAUGGAUAUGAUGACUUGGAAGUAUGUAAACAAAUUGGGGACCCCGAUUUGGAUGCUAUAGGUGUCUUCAGUCCUCACCAUAGGCAGAGAAUUCGUGCCGCGGUAGAGAGGCUGAAAGAAGAAGAUAAAGACACGGCCACCGGUGUGUACUUCACCUUAGAGCCGAUGCCUACCUCCCCGGAUACGUACACCUCCCGCAAGACAGAGUACCGCGCAUCCAGACUGAAAGGAUCUAGAUCAUGGACCGAGACCAAAGUCGAUCAGGUUCAAAGAAAUCGGGGGGGAAACCCCGUGAACAGAAAUGUCGACAAUCGUAAAGAACCAAUUAUUUAUCCCAAACUCAAACUGAAGAUAAUGAUCAGAGAUAAACUCGCUAAAGAUAGAAUUAACCUCUGCCAGCUUCCCUACUCUAAGAAGGAUGGCUCUCUGGGGAACAUUAAUGACCUGGCACAGGAGUACGCAGAGUUUUACAACACCUGCUUCAGUGACGUCUGUGACCGCAUGGAGGAGCUUCGCAGGCGCAGAGUGUCUCGGGACAUGGACCCAGUGAAAGAGGAAACCACCACUGUGUCACUGCAGUUGCGGUCAGAGAUUGAGGAGUCGCUAGGGUUCAGCAGUACGAUGUGCACCCCAGAGACCCAGAGGAAGCUGCGUCAUCACCAGUCAAGCUCUGAGGAUGGAUUUGUAGGGAAGUGGGAUGGCAAGAAGAGAAACAGGUCGUUCUGUCAAAACGUUCACAAGUCUCAGAGGGGAGUCCCCUGGCAAACAUCCAAAGUGGAAGAGAUGAGCUGCCCUGCUAGUGAGGUCACCAGAAGUGACAUGGAGAGCAUUCAGCUGAUGCUAAUGGUGAAGGACAAGACCAUCACAGUGGAGGAAGCAUUGGCCCAUCUGACGGAGUCUGAGGCCCAGAACAGCCCGUCCGGAUGGAUGGACAGGCCAGAGUGCACAGGCCAGUCCUGCCACUGCAAUAUCCAAUCCUCAAACUGCGAUUUGUGGGAGCAGUCAGAUGAUGAGCCAGAUGAGUUGGCGACCUUAAUCCAGGCCCAGACAUUGGUCAGCUCUUCACGCCAGGGCAGUAAGAAGCUAAUCAGAGAGGAGGAAGAGAAAACGAGGCUAUGCUCUCAAGACCCAGGUGAGAACACACCUCCACAUGGCACAGGGAGGCAGAGCAAGCUGACAAACCCCCAAGAUGCCUCCUUGACCUCCCUGCAUCUGGAGGAGCUUUCCCUGGAUGGAGACUCAGAUAGCCGGACCACCUCGCUCUCCUCCAGCAGCCAAGACACCUGGGGCAGCCGCAAACUGAUCAAAACCCCAGGCGAGCCUUUUGAAGGCCGUACCCACGGCCUCGACCGACAGGGAAGGGGCAGCGGCUCCUCUAUCUCAGAGGCAGAAUGCUGUUGCGUGGAGGACCCCAGAGCAUCUAGUGUUGAGCCUGAUGGCGAGAUGUAUGGGUCAAUCUCAGAGGGGAGGCCCAGCUCUCCUCCCUCCCUCCAGCAGGACUCAGACCCCCUGGAAACAUCAAUGCAGAAGACUGGAGGAUCUGUGGAGAGUCUGAGAAGCUCCACGAGUGGACAGAGUUCCAUGAGUGGUAAGACAGUCAGCACAACUGAUUCUUUGGUGAGUAACCGUGAGAAUGUGAAGCUGGAGAAUGGGGGCAAUGAAGAGUUGGUCAAUGGAGGACCCUUCUGUGGACAAGCCAGAGCGCACACAGACUUCAACCCAAACCCCUACAACUCCCUCAAAAUCAGGAGAGGUGACAUCAUUGACAUCAUCAGCAAACACCCAAUGGGCACCUGGAUGGGCCAGUUGAACCACAAGGGGGGGACAUUUAAGUUCAACUAUGUGGACGUCCUGGAAGAGGGAGAGGACAAACCCAAACGGCCUGUGAGGAAAAGAAGGAAGGGUCAUCUACCACAGCCCACUUCAAUGGAGGAGCUGCUAGUGCGCAUCAACCUCGAAGAGCACAUGCCCACCUUCUUUUUCAAUGGCUAUGAGGAUCUGGACACUUUCAAACUGCUGGAGAAGGAGGACCUGGAUGAGCUGGACAUCCAAGACCCCCAACAACGGGCAGUGCUGCUGACUGCUGUGGAGCUCUUGCAGGAGUAUGACACAGGUCACAGUGGCUCAGAGAGCGAAGACCUGUCUGACUCCCAAAAGCUCCUCUUGUCACAGGACAGCUCACUGAUGAGGAGCACCAAUAAUUUGGAUAAUGGGAAUAAUAGCCUCCCGCUCCACUGACAACCUUCAACCAAACCUAUAUUUCUUUUCCUCAUCUCUGAAUCAGCCCAACUCUUUUUACUUCAUUCAAAUUUCAGGGAAAAAUAACAACCUGAAGCUAAACUUUGUCCAUCUUCAACCUGAAGCUAUUCUCUGUUCUGUCCACCCUUAGUCUUAAUGUUAAGAAUCAUAGAUCUGAGUUGGAACUGAUUAAUGUCACCUUCUGAUGUUUGUGUGCUUGUGCAAUGGGAUGCACUUGUGUGGAUGAAAUAAAGCUUUAUUUGGCUAAAUAGGCUGAUUAGCACUGCAACUGUUCCCUGAGACGUGCAAUAUAUGGAGGACUAAACAUGCCUAAAUUUAAAGUAAAUAAAUAAAUAUAAAUGCAAGAAAAAUGCAAAAAUAAAUGAAUGUAAACUGACAUAAAUUCAUCAAUAGAUAAAAUCUGGGUAUUUCUGUAUUCAUUUCCUAAUUUAUUUAUUUAUUGAUUCAUUUAUUUCUGUAUACAUUUAUUUUCGUAUUUAUUUCUCUAUUUCUUCAUCCUUAUGAUAAUGUGGAGGCUCUCAAAGUAUGUCAUGGUGUCACCGUAUUCCCAUCAGUUGAUUAAUACCAGAGAGCGUAGUUGCUUUUACUACAUUUAAGUAGGGGAGGGCAGGAUGACAUGUAACAUGGAUUUUUUUUUAGGAAGCUGCAUCAGAGCUUGAGCAACGUAUUUCGGGUUAAACUCUUAAGGUCCAUGGCCAUGAUUUAAGAUGCUGUCGUCUAAUAAUAGCUUUCAACUACUGUACAAUAUUGCUUUUAUCGGUCGCUGAUUCAAGGUGCAGUGCUAUAACCCGUAUACCGUUUUAAAUCUUAGACUCUUAGCUUAGACUCUUACUACUGUGAUGCAUCGAUGUCUUGAUCGGUAAAACCACUAGAGAUAACAGAGGAAAUUACAAGGCGGUCCCCUUCCUCAAAGGAGGGCUAAAUUGACAUGCCAGUUUGAUGAUUAUGGUAUUUUAUAAUCCAAUAACUGACCACAAAAAGCCAAACAACUGACAUUGCCAAAACCCCCCUUUGAGCCAUAAACAAUCAAUAUGAUCUUUGUACGUAGGCUAAGAAAAGUCAUUAUUUCGUUGUGCAUUAUUUUCAUUGAGCUGAACAUUUUCAGGAGCACUUGAAAAAAAGCAUUUCUAUGUACGUGCAUAGAAUUUCAAACGUGAAAAUAGCUAUUUUUCUAAAAAAGUAACUUCUUACCUCACAAACAGUAAAAUAAUUUAAAAGAAGGUCUCAAUUAGACAUUCCAGUGCCCUGUAAAUGUACCAAGAACCUAAAAAAAAUCAACCCUCUCUAUAAUUUAUCCAUCGUCACUUUUGUCCCUGCUUGGAAACCUGGUAUACGUUAUAGUAACCUUACAGUCUUGUGUUCUUCAGGCUCAUUUACAAACCUUUUGGACGUAGUCUAUGUCUUUCAUCUAUCUGAAAUUAUGGUUUAGCUAUUCUGCUGCAUACCCUACUUACUUUCACUUUGCAUUUUUACAUUUGUUUGUUU
Molecule: messenger RNA, 5084 nt
Organism: Anguilla rostrata (American eel)
Lineage: Eukaryota; Metazoa; Chordata; Actinopteri; Anguilliformes; Anguillidae
Product: SAM and SH3 domain-containing protein 1-like
Exons: 15
Coding region: 1260-3578 (772 amino acids)
Molecular function (GO): protein binding
Source: RefSeq, a predicted model, not a curated record